AUGUCAAAUAGGGAGAUCAAGAGCAUACUCUCCAAACAAGUAAAUGCAAAUAGGAACGAUUGGUCAAAGAAGUUGGAUGAUGCUCUAUGGGCUUACCGAACGGCUUACAAGACACCAAUCGACUUGUCUCCUUAUCAAUUGGUGUUUGGAAAAGCUUGUCAUCCUCUGGUGAAACUUGAACAUAAGGCAUUGUGGGCCUUGAAAAAGUUAAAUCUAGAAUGGGAUGAUGCCUCAAACUUAAUGUUGGAACAACUUAAUGAGCUGGAUGAAUUCCGAUUUAGAGCUUAUGUUAGCUCUUCACUCUACAAGGCCCGCAUGAAGCACUACCAUGAUAAGAAGAUUUUUCAAAGAGAAUUUAUCCCCGGGGAUCAUGUGUUAUUGUUCAACUCAAGGCUCCGGUUGUUUCUCGGAAAAUUGAAAUCCAAAUGGUCCGAUCCCUUUGAAGUAACACAAGUGUUCCCGCAUGGAGCAAUAGAGAUUUUUGUCCAGAUGAAAAGUACUUCAAACAUGACUCAAAGAAGGAAAUCCCUUGCUGAAAAAGACACAUCCAAUGAUAGAAAGAGGUCAGGGAAGCGUAAGCUGCCAACUCCAGUGCCAGAGGAAGCCCCACAGGCAGUAGGGCCUGCCACUACUCCCACAAGGCCACAAUAG
Messenger RNA from Lycium barbarum (goji berry), 651 nucleotides. RefSeq lists its product as uncharacterized. The record is from RefSeq and is a predicted model, not a curated record. The coding region runs from base 1 to 651 and encodes 216 amino acids. Gene Ontology annotation, molecular function: nucleic acid binding. Lineage: Eukaryota; Viridiplantae; Streptophyta; Magnoliopsida; Solanales; Solanaceae. The transcript has 2 exons.